AGUUUAUAAAAGUCACUUGUUAGUUUGGACCUGCGGAACAAUGCUCUGAAAGAGCUGUCUAAUGGGACGUUAAAAGAGUUCAACCAGAUACCUGGACUUCGGCUGUAUCUGCUGGGAAACCAGUGGGUUUGUGAUUGCAACAUUGAGGACAUGGUGAUGUGGUUACAGAGCACAGAUAUUGUCGUGGACAAGCAGAACAUGACCUGCGCUCAUCCUGACCAGUUGAGAACCAAUCAGCUUUUGCAGUUGAAGCAGUCUGAGCUGCAGUGCACCUACUCUGGAAACAUGGAGGUUGCCUUGGAGACCUCGUAUGUGUUUCUGGGUAUGGUGUUGGCCCUCAUUGGGGUCAUAUUCCUGCUAGUCCUUUACCUGAACAGAAAAGGCAUCAAGAGAUGGAUGUAUAAUAUCCGUGAUGCAUGCAGGGACCACAUGGAGGGCUACCAUUACAGGUAUGAGAUCAACUCGGAUCCACGCCUGGCCAACCUCAGUCUUAACUCCGAUGUGUAAGGAGGUGUAAGGUGUGGUGCUUGGCCGGAGAUGGGGGGAAAACUGUUUCCCACAAUUACGCACAGUGACUCAGCUCUAUUUGAAUAACUAUUUGCGUAGUUUUCACAAGCUUAUACCGUAAUAUGCAGUUUGCCAUGCCGGAUAGAUUAAUUGGCAUCUGCUGCGGUACAUGCCGCAUGCUAUGUUAUUGCUGUGUCUUGUUUAGAUGUUGUUCAAUGCUUGCAUGAAUCAAGAACUCAUAAAGGUUCAUAAGUGCUUCUUUCUUGUAAAAGAA
Molecule: messenger RNA, 781 nt
Organism: Neoarius graeffei (lesser salmon catfish)
Lineage: Eukaryota; Metazoa; Chordata; Actinopteri; Siluriformes; Ariidae
Product: trophoblast glycoprotein-like
Exons: 1
Coding region: 151-507 (118 amino acids)
Biological process (GO): negative regulation of canonical Wnt signaling pathway
Cellular component (GO): plasma membrane
Source: RefSeq, a predicted model, not a curated record